Molecule: messenger RNA, 453 nt
Organism: Salvia splendens (bonfire salvia)
Lineage: Eukaryota; Viridiplantae; Streptophyta; Magnoliopsida; Lamiales; Lamiaceae
Product: metallo-beta-lactamase domain-containing protein 2
Exons: 5
Coding region: 52-438 (128 amino acids)
Source: RefSeq, a predicted model, not a curated record
AAGCCUCGUCCAGCGCUUUCUCCAAGAGUAGGAGAGUUCGACGUCCGCAAAAUGUCGACGGAGACUUGUUCGUCGGUAUGUGAUUCGACAGCUGAUGUGGAGAUCAAGCUAGAGGGAAAUGGCCCGUGGACCCUUGGCAGCGACAUCACACUUAUACACACCCCAGGACACACAAAAGGUUCCGUAUGCUUACUCGACAAAACUAGGAGGAUCCUCUUUACCGGUGACCAUCUUCUGAUGGAUGAAUUUGGAUGGAGCAUACUAGACCAAUACAAUUGGUUUUCAGUUACCGAACAAUUGAAGAGUGUCCAGAAGUUGGUUGAGCUGGAUUUUGAAUGGAUACUACCUGGACAUGGGAGGAGAGCAUCAUUUCAAAAUGCCCAGGAAAAAGACACGUCGUUCAAAGCUUUCUUGGCUGCCAGAGGAUUUCAGGGUUAGACGUUUUGCAAAUUU